AUGAGACUAAUCAACACCGAAACACUUACGCUGGAGGAAUUCAUUAGAAAGGAACUACCGCCCUACGCAAUCCUGUCGCACACCUGGGAUGACGACGAAGUGACUUUUGACGAGUUCAAGAAAGAUCCGACUUCAGCUCAAGUGCGUGGACGGAAAGGAUAUGUUAAGAUCCAGAAAACCUGUCAGCUUGCCAUCAAGUCCGGCCUGCGAUAUGCCUGGGUCGACACGUGCUGCAUCAAUAAAAGCUCGUCUUCGGAGCUGAGUGAAGCCAUCAACUCAAUGUAUCAAUGGUACAGAAAAUGCGACGCUUGCUAUGCGAUCCUGUCCGAUCUUGCCCUGGAGGGAGAAGAAACCUUUGAAGAAGCGCUUUCAAAAUCCCGCUGGUUCUCUCGCGGCUGGACGCUGCAGGAACUCAUUGCACCGAGAGAGGUCCAUUUCUUUGAUCGUUUGUGGCACGAGCGAGGCACAAAGACAGAGCAUCGAGCGAUUCUCUCGAAAAUCACAGGGAUCGAUACGGGCAUCUUGCAUCUGGCUACAACGGGACUUUCGAGCUUAGGAAAGCUGCUCAGCAACACUGCAGUCGCCACGAAGAUGCGGUGGGCGAGCAAACGACAGACCACGAGGCCGGAAGACGGUGCGUAUUGCUUGCUCGGCAUCUUCAACGUUCACAUGCCGCUUUUGUAUGGCGAAGGCUCGAAUGCCUUUCGUCGAUUGCAAGAAGAAAUCGCAAAGCGGUCUUCGGAUCUCUCCCUUUUCGCCUGGCAAGCAGAUGCAAACGCUUCAAGGUAUACCGGGCUGUUUGCACCUUCUGCUGCGUUGUUU
Hyaloscypha bicolor E is the source of this 822-nucleotide messenger RNA. Its product is annotated as HET-domain-containing protein. Lineage: Eukaryota; Fungi; Ascomycota; Leotiomycetes; Helotiales; Hyaloscyphaceae. The transcript is spliced from 2 exons. The record is from RefSeq and is a predicted model, not a curated record. The annotation marks the transcript as partial.